Scedosporium apiospermum is the source of this 693-nucleotide messenger RNA. RefSeq lists its product as uncharacterized. The coding region runs from base 1 to 693 and encodes 230 amino acids. The transcript has 2 exons. Lineage: Eukaryota; Fungi; Ascomycota; Sordariomycetes; Microascales; Microascaceae. The record is from RefSeq and is a predicted model, not a curated record. Gene Ontology annotation, biological process: intracellular manganese ion homeostasis. Gene Ontology annotation, cellular component: fungal-type vacuole membrane. Gene Ontology annotation, molecular function: manganese ion transmembrane transporter activity; iron ion transmembrane transporter activity.
AUGGCAUACUCCCGAAGUCGUUUCCUCGCCGAUCUCACCCUGGGGUUCGCGGAUGGCCUCACCGUUCCCUUUGCCCUCACAGCGGGAGUAUCUUCUCUCGGCAAGACGGAGAUAGUGGUCUAUGCCGGACUUGCGGAAGUCUGUGCAGGGUGCCUCAGCAUGGGCGUCGGAGGGUACCUCGCCUCGAGAGGAGAGGUCCUCGAUGUCAAGGACAAACUGGCCCAAUACGCCGAGCUUGCCCAAGAGGAUGCGUCGAGCCGGAGCACAGAUGCGGACAGUGCUAUCGAGGAUCUUGAGAAAGGCCUCCUCUCAGACGACGAGGAUGUUGACAUUUCAGGCUUAGAGAAGGCUGCCAACGACAAUGUCACGUUGGAAAUCUCCCGGAGAGCACUCCUGGAGUAUCUCGCUCCAUUAAAACUCCCUGGACCUAUACAGGACGCCGUCGAGGCUCAUGUGCUGGGUCAACCCUUUACACUUUCAGCCCUGGCCUUGCCGGGGAUAGACGAGGUCGAUCAGUAUCCCUGGUCACCUGUCUUGACUGGCUUGUCAAUCGCACUCGGGACUUCAUACGCCCCGAGGCCCCAGGCAAAGGAACGAAGCGGGCAGGAGAUACAAAUUGCACGCGCCAGCAGGAGGGUUCGGGUGGACAUUUUUGGUCUCGAAAGAGCAGUAACCCCGGAAUCUCGGGAUUAG